CUGCAGGGGUUCAAGACCAGGGGUCUAUGGGGGGCCGCGGCACCCGGGAGGCAGUGGUGCUGUUCUUCCGCUCUGCCUACCUCUUUGUGCGCUACUUCGGCUCGCAGGCGGGGCGGGGGCCAGAGCUGGCGGCUGCCCUGGCCCGGCUGUACAGCUGUUGCCCCGCACUGGCCCCCCACUUCCUCAACCUCCUGGCUGAGACCCGGGCGGCUCUGGAUGACCCCAUGUGGCCGGCGGCGCUGGCCGGAGCCCUGCAGGAGCUCAUUGUGGGCCAGCCCCCGCGACCCCAUGACCUUCCCUGGCACCUCCGGGUGCUGUCCCACGUGGCUGGGGCGCCGGGGGUGCCAGCAGGAGCCGCAGCGAGCUACGUGCAGCGCCUGGCGUGCUUGGCUAGGGCUGGCCGCCUGGGGGGUUGGCGACCCGGCCAGGCUCUGCUUGGCGUCUGCCGGACUCUGCUGCAGCGCCCGGGUGGGGCCGGGCCCCCCCUGGCCACCCUCCUGGAAGAGCUCGCUUGGAGCUACCCGGACGUGGAUGUGCAGCACCAAGCGCGCUUCUACCGCGCCCUGCUGGCCUCACUGGGGGCCGAGAAGCUGGGGGCCGUGCUGGCCCCCGCCGGGCGCCUCCAGGCCCGCACCCUCUCAUCCUCGCUGGUGGCUGAGAGCGAAAGCUUUACCGCUGCCCUUACGGUGCACCCGGCGCCCCACGUCCCGCUGCGCCUAGAGCGCCAGGCACUGCCAGCGGCUGGCACGCCGAUCCGAGCGUGUGGGGUGGCCGAGGCAGCUGCGGAGAUCUCAGCCCCAGCAGCUCCUCUGCCCUUGAGCCUGGGCUACCGGGUGCUGCAUGGUGGGGACCCCCCGGAGCCGCUCUUGUGCCUCCUGCUGCGGUUCGAAGCCGGCGGUGGCUACGGCCCUGUGCCAGACAUCCACGUGCCCUGUCUCCGCGCCGGGCACCCGCCGCCUGCCCUCACCCUGCAGCUCCGGCCCCAGGCCCCCUACCCCACCCGGGUGGCUGUCACGGCUCUCUACAGCACCCCAGCCGGCCUCACGUACAGCUGCCGCCUGGCGCCCUUGGAGGUCUCCUUCCCUGACCUCUUCCAGCCGCUAGCGUUGCCCGCGAACUGGGACCUCCCGACCCGCCGGCGCCUCUUCCAGGCCCUGUGGGAUGCCCUGGGCCCCGGGGCCGAGAGCCUGGUGAGCUGGGCCCAGCUGCGGCAGCCCGUGGCCAGCCUGGUGGAGCGCGUCUUCGGGAGGUACCUGGUGGCGCCAGGCUCGGGCACCUGCGAGGUGGGGCUGGCUCUGCCGCCCCGGCACCGGGUGCUGCUCCGGGCGCGGGAGGCUGGUGGCGGGGGGGCGGCGUGCGUGGCUCUGCGCACCGACCACUGGGGGGCGCUGCCUCUGCUGGGGAAGUACCUCUGGCAGCAAGGAGUAGAACCAGUAUCAUUAGCCCUUCGUGCUGCAAGUGCUUUGUGA
Messenger RNA from Gavialis gangeticus (Gharial), 1469 nucleotides. RefSeq names its product adaptor related protein complex 5 beta 1 subunit (gene AP5B1). The record is from RefSeq and is a predicted model, not a curated record. Gene Ontology annotation, biological process: endosomal transport. The coding region runs from base 27 to 1469 and encodes 480 amino acids. Lineage: Eukaryota; Metazoa; Chordata; Crocodylia; Gavialidae. The transcript has 2 exons. Gene Ontology annotation, cellular component: lysosomal membrane; AP-type membrane coat adaptor complex.